AUGGAUGGCGCAAAUGGCACAUCGACGCCUGGCGAUUCACCUCAGAUCGAUCUCUACGAAAUUCUCGGCGUGUCCAAAGAUGCCUCAAAGAACGAAAUCAAGAAGGCUUAUCACAAAGCUGCUCUGAAGUACCAUCCCGAUAAAGCCGCUCCCGAUGAGCGCGAAGAGGCCGAGCACCAAUUCAAGGCUGCCGGUCAAGCCUAUGAGAUCCUCUCCGAUGACCAGAAGCGUCAACUCUACGACGCCCACGGCAUGGCUGCCUUUGAAGGUGGAGGUGCUGGUGCUGGCAUGGAUGUCAACAUGGAGGACAUCUUGAACAUGUUCGGCAUGGGAGGGGGUAUCCCGGGCAUGGGCGGCGCCUUUCCAGGCAUGGGUGGUGGGCGUCAGAAGAUGAGGCGGUCGCCAGAUGAGAACCAGAAAUAUGAAAUCAGCCUCGAAGAUUUGUACAAGGGCAAGACUGUCAAAUUCACAUCGACUAAGCAAGUCCUAUGUUCCAAAUGCAGUGGCAGCGGUGGUAAAGACGGUGCAAAGGCAUCGCAGUGUGCGACCUGCAAAGGUCAAGGUGUUCGACAAGUGGUCAGCCAAGUCGGUCCGGGCAUGCUGACUCAACGCAUGGUUCCUUGCGGUGCCUGCGAAGGCUCCGGAGAAAUCUGGGACGCCAAGGACAAGUGCAAGAAGUGCAAAGGCAAGAAGACCACGGAGGAAAAGAAGCAACUCGAGCUGUACAUUCCGCCGGGAUCCAAGGAGGGCGACCAAAUUAGACUUGAGGGCGAGGCAGAUCAGGUGCCAGGCGCCGAGGUAACGGGCGAUAUCGUCUUCCAUUUGGUUGAAUUGCCUGACGACAACUUCCAACGCACCGGCAACGACCUGAGCGCGAAACUCGACAUCACUCUAGCCGAGAGUCUCUUCGGCUUCAACAGAGUGGUCGUGAAGCAUCUUGAUGGUCGUGGCAUCGAGCUCAACCACCCCAUUCAAGAAGGCAAGAUCCUCCGACCUCAAGAUGUGCUGAAGAUUCCCGGAGAAGGAAUGCCACUCAAACGCUCUGACGCCAAGGGCGAUCUCUACUUGAUUGUCGAGGUAGAGUUCCCCGAGGAUGGCUUCUUCAGUGACCCUAAGACCGUCGAGGCUAUGAAGAAGAUGCUGCCUGGUCCUCUGCCUGCUAUCGAGACCGACAUCGUUGAUGCACGCGACUACGAAGAGGCGGAUAUCGAGGAGAUUGGUGGUGAGGAGGGUCGCGGCGCCUGGGAAGAUGAUGACGAAGGUGCUCAAGGAGCCCAGUGUCAGACUCAGUAG
Molecule: messenger RNA, 1293 nt
Organism: Cyphellophora europaea CBS 101466
Lineage: Eukaryota; Fungi; Ascomycota; Eurotiomycetes; Chaetothyriales; Cyphellophoraceae
Exons: 1
Coding region: 1-1293 (430 amino acids)
Biological process (GO): protein refolding; response to heat
Cellular component (GO): cytoplasm
Molecular function (GO): ATP binding; Hsp70 protein binding
Source: RefSeq, a predicted model, not a curated record